AUGAAUAAAAUAAACAAAAAAGAAAUUAAAAUAAAUAAAAAUAAAAACAAAAACAAACUCGGGUGGGCCGUUUGCCUGGAUGUACACUCCAAGACCCUCACGGCCACCACUGUCGCCCAGUGGCGCUGCAGCAGCAGACAGGACUGGCUCGCCCAGGCAGCAGCAGCAGCAGCAGCAGAAGCAGCAGCAGCAGAAGCAGCAGCAGCAGAAGCAGCAGCGGCACACGCAGCUGCUGCUGCUGCAGACCAGGCAGAGGCUCCAGCGAACGACGAACCGCCGGCUCCUGCUGCUGCUGCUGCUGCUGCAGCUCAAGACGACAAAGGCAGCAACGCUGCAAACAGCAAAUCCGGAAGCAGCAGCCCCAACAGCAGCAGCAGCAGCAGCAGCAAGCGCGUGCUGCACUUGUACGUGAUCCUGCACGGAAUGUCUCCGCCCUCUUUGCUGCAGACAGAAGUUGUUGAAAACUUUGCAAAUUUGAUUGCCACAAUUCUCGAGGGAUAUUCCAUUGGCAGCAGACUGAAGACCAUUAAUGCUGCUGCUGCUGCUGCUGCAGAAGCAGCAGCAGCAGAAGCAGCAGAAGCAGCAGCAGCAGCCGAAAGCAACGCCGAGGGCAGCUGCGAAGAGACAGGCGACAGCAGCGCUGCUGCUCCCGCCCCCACCUCGCCCCCCGCAGCAGCAGCAGCAGCAGCAGCAGCAAGUCCAGCAGCAGCAGCAGCAAAAGAAGCGACGGAGCCCACAGCAACUCCAGCAGCAGCCGCAGCAGGAGCUGCCGCGGGCGCAGCGGCCCCGCCCUCGCCCCCCGGCGCCCCACCCCCAGCAGCAGCAGCAGCAGCAGCAGCAGCAGCAGCAGCAGCAGCAGCAGGGGAGGAGGAGCCGAGCAGCUUGCUGUUUCUGGUGUACUCCUACCGCGCAGCAACGCUGCAGUCGUUUGCUGCUUGUCUGCAGCAAAUAGUCCCGCUGCUGUCGCAGGAAAUGGAAGCACUUCUUGCUGCUUUUGACUCCAUUCGACUUUUCGCAGUGGGCCACUCUUUGGGGGGUUUGCUGUGGCGGCUGCUGCUGCUGCGCCGCCUGCAGCAGCUGCUGCUGCUUUCCGCGCCCCGCAGCUUGCUGCGCUCCCGCCGCAGCAGGGCCAAAGCAGCAGCCGCAGCAGCAGCAGCAGCAGCCGCCGCCGCGGAGCCCGGGGACCCCGCAGCAGCAGCAGCAGCAGCAGCAGCAGCAGCCCCCGCAGCAGCAGCAGGGGCGAAGGACUUCGAGCUGCUGCUGCGGUGUCUGCAGCACCCGCGGCUGCAGCUGCGGUGUCUGUGCACCUUAGCAGCACCCCACAUGGGGGCUUUUCGAACUUCGCUGCUGUACAGAUCUUUGCCUUCUACUGUUGCUGCUGCUGCUGUUUUUCCUGCUUCCGACUUCGCGCUGGAGCUGCUGCUGCAGAAGGACGGGGGCCUUCUUGCUGCACUAGCAGCAGAAGAAAAGGCCGGCCGCAGCCACCUCACGCUGCCCUACGACGUCCAGCAGCAGCAGCAGCAGCAGCAGCUGCAGCACCUCCACCAGCAGCAGCACCUCCUCCAGCAGCUGCACCAGCAGCAGCAGCAGCAGCAGCAGCAGCAGCAGCAGCAGCAGCAGCAGCAGCCCCCUCCGCAGGAGCACGACCAGCUGCUGCAGCAGCACCACCAUCACCACCAGCACCACAAGCACCACCACCACCAGCAGGAGGAGGAGCAGCAGCUGCUGCUGCAGCAGCAGCAGGAGCAGCAGGAGUUGCUGCAGCUGAACCGCUUCGAAAAGGUGCUGCUGUACGGAAUCUUAUCUACAGACUGGAUUGUAAGUGCGAACUCUGCUUUAGCAACAGCAGCAAAUCUGGAGGGGCUGGCGGAAGCAGCAGCAGCAACGCAGCAGCCGAUGCACCCCAUCUUCCUCAGCAGCAGCAGCAUCAACGCCGCGAGCCUGCUGCCGCCGCUGCAGCAGCAGCAGCAGCAGCAGCAGCGGUGGCGGCUGUCGCGGAGCAGCAGCAGCGGGGCGUGCACGGCCGUGAGCACCGUAAGCAGCAGCAACAGCAGCAACAGCAGCAGCAGCAGCAGCAGCGGGGGCUGGCGGCUGGGCCUGGGGCGCUGGCGGCGGCGCAGCAGCGUGGAGCUGCUGCUGGUGCAGCAGCAAGUGGAGGCCUUCAACCACAUCAAGAACUUGGAAAGGUUUUUGGUUUUUAUUAAUCAAAAUCCCCUUUUUCUGGCCCCCCAUGGCAUUCUUAAGGGGGCCCCUUGCGUAGUAACAGAAACAGAACAAAGAAAAAUGCGCAAAGAAGCUGCGCCCAUUCUGCAGCACAUCGCCAGACACAUGCUUGCUGCUCCCGCUGCUGCUGCUGCAGCGGCGGGCGCGCAGCAGCAGCAGCAGCAGCAGCGGCGGGGCCCGGGCGCGCUGCGGGCAGCUGGGACGCACGCGACGCCGCCGCCGGCUGCUGCUGCUGGGGCGGAGACGCUUCGUGUUGCUGCUGCUGCUGCUGCACCCGCCUGA
Eimeria tenella is the source of this 2505-nucleotide messenger RNA. RefSeq lists its product as uncharacterized. The record is from RefSeq and is a predicted model, not a curated record. Gene Ontology annotation, cellular component: nucleoplasm; brahma complex; SWI/SNF complex. Gene Ontology annotation, biological process: regulation of transcription by RNA polymerase II; chromatin remodeling; positive regulation of DNA-templated transcription. The coding region runs from base 1 to 2505 and encodes 834 amino acids. Lineage: Eukaryota; Apicomplexa; Conoidasida; Eucoccidiorida; Eimeriidae. Gene Ontology annotation, molecular function: nucleosome binding. The transcript has a single exon.